AUGUAUCGAAUCGAUGCAAUAGCUGAUCGCAUAUAUUUUAAUAUAGAAGAGACUGAAAACGCCAUCAAUAAAAUCAAAGAGGCUGAAAGUGAUUUUCAGGAAAAAAGUUUUAAACUUUUCUUUUCUACUCUGAAGAAAAAUGAAUUGAGAAAGAAACUUCAGAAACUAAUAGAUAAUGAAAGCUACAUCGAAGAACUUUGUGUUAUCUUUCGAGUAGCUGAUGAAUGUAUUCAAGAGGAGAGAGAAACUAAGAAGACAGGAAUUGCAGCAAAUUUCUUUCAUUUAUUUAUAAAAAACUUAACAACUUCCGUUGAAUUAUGGAAGAAGAUUAUUGUAAUUAUUGAAAGACCUGAUCUCGCCAACGACCUCAACAAAAUAUUGAAGCAUCAAAUAAUUAUGAUUAAUGUAUCAAAUGUUAUUGAAGAAUAUCUAAACUUGCUUUGCCAGAUUGGAGAUGAAUUUUAUAUUGACGUUGAUGGAAUUACUCAUGACAAGGAGAAAUUAAAAGUUUUUAAAAGCAUCAAAGUUUCCAGCAUGAUUUUAAUUAUUCAUCAUUUGCUUACUUUUCCUGAUACAUCGAGAUUUAUGGCUGAAAAAGUUUUCCAUAAAUAUGAACUAAGUCCACAAUUCAUAAAUUAUUUAAAAUUAUGUUUUCGUAAUUUAAGUCUCUAA
Messenger RNA from Clunio marinus, 672 nucleotides. Lineage: Eukaryota; Metazoa; Arthropoda; Insecta; Diptera; Chironomidae. The record is from the annotation of a GenBank genome assembly.